AUUAAUUUAGCCAUCCACUCCACUUUUCUCUCUUUCUUAUUCACACAAUUCACACCUUUUCUCUUUCAUUCAGUGGCCAGGCUUCACCCUCCCAAAGAGAAUAAAUUUCAUUUUUAUGAAAUGGAGAUGCAGAGAUCUAAACAAACGAUGCAUAGUCGUUCGCCCGACAUACUCCUCCAUGUUGAGAUGCAGACAGAUCGUUUCCCGCAGACUUGGCCGUUCGAAAUGAUGCGCUUUACCUUCGGACUUUUGGAUUUCAAGAGCCUUCUACAAAAGUUUCCCGGUGAAGCUUCACAAAAGGUUAAAAACUAUAGCUCGUUUUUAUAGUUCUAGCACAAAAGGUUUAAUGUAUGGUGGUAGUUGUAGCACGUGUAAUCUCAAAAAGAAUGGUACUGUUGUUGUACAGUAAGUCUGCAGCUUCUC
Messenger RNA from Cuscuta epithymum, 423 nucleotides. NCBI's taxonomy places the organism in Eukaryota, Viridiplantae, Streptophyta, Magnoliopsida, Solanales, Convolvulaceae. The record is from the annotation of a GenBank genome assembly.